GGAAAGUAAAUCAAACACACUCUUUCGCCUGCUGAACAGGAUGUUCGCUUAACUGAUUAAACGAUUAGGCUUAAUCGACGUUGAGCAUGGCAAGAUAACACUCGUGUGCUAGCCCCUCCAUAAUCCAUCAUAAUUGUUUAUAGACCCCCAUCAGAAAGCAAUUAAAACUUAAAGCAGCAAGUUGGCAGCCUCAACAUGACAACAAGUGGGAAGCGCAGCAAGGAGCUGCCACCUCUGCGCAUCGCCAUCAGCCAAGGACAACAGCAUAAGACUAGAAAGCCCCUGAAUCGUGUGAGAACUACGAAAUACACUUGGCUCACCUUUAUACCGCUGAACUUUUACGAGCAAUUCCGAAGAGCGGUUUACUUUUACUUUCUAAUCAUCACAAUUGUCUCGUUCUUCGUCAAUGAUACAAUUGAUCCAUUGACAUCGUUGUUACCUUUGCUCUUCGUCAUGAUUGUCACCGCUUUGAAGGAGGGACUCGAGGAUUAUGCGCGUUCCAAAAGCGAUAAAAUCGUCAACACCACAAAAGUUACUGUCAUACGUCAGGGCAAAGAGUUGUGCAUUGAGGCAGCAUUCAUUGCGCCCGGAGAUCUGGUGAUCGUCAACAACGCCAGCGAUGUGCCCUGUGAUCUUGUGCUGCUGCAUUCCAGCGCCUCCGAAGGCCUGUGCUUUGUGAACACCGCCAAUCUGGAUGGCGAGACGAAUCUGAAGACCGUCUUUGUGCCCAGUAAUUAUGAUUACGUCUCGCUGGAGCUGGACAAGCAGCUGGGCAGCAUUGUCUGUGAGCAGUCCACGCCGGAUCUCUACAGUUUCAAUGGUCGCCUCGAAUUCGAUGAUGCCAGCUCCAGAGAUGCCAUUCCGCUGUCCAUUGAGAAUCUAUUGCUGCGCGGCGUUCGCAUUAAAGGUCAGGGUCGUGUCAUCGGUUGUGCCAUCUACACGGGAAUGUCAACGAAGCUGCAGCUAAACAGUCGCUACACGGGCAACAAAUCCGCCUCCAGCGAACAGUACAUCAACAAGUUCAUCAUUGCCCUCAUUGUGGGCAUGGUUGUGGUUGUCCUAAUUCUCUAUCUCAUCGAGAGGCAAAAGGCUCGCGAUGUUUAUCCGGCUGUCUACUAUUUGGGUGAGUUGCCCGAUUAUAAUGCGGUGUGGCAAAUCUUUGAGGACUUUCUGUCCUUUCUCAUACUCUUCAACUAUAUGGUGCCCAUUUCGAUGUACAUGAACAUUGAGUUGUACCGUGUCUUUGGCGCCCUCUUCAUGAAAUCGGAUCUGUUCUUAUACGAUGCGGAAACCGAUCAGCCUUGCGGCGUUAAUGCCUCCAACUUGAACGAGGAUUUGGGACAGAUUAACAUUUUAUUUUCGGAUAAAACUGGCACGCUUACCAAGAACCAAAUGAUAUUCCUCAAGUGCUUCACCGGCGGUCGCAAUUAUCAAUUGGAAAACACCCGAUUGUAUUGUCCCACCACAGAAGAGCGUUUAGAACUAAACACCAUGGAGCCCGAAGUUCGGGACUUCUUUGAGGCACUUGCCCUGUGCCACACCGUUGACAUUUUGGAGCCCAACGUCGAGGGAACGGAUGAAAAGCAAUCCGAGCACGAUAGUUUAAUUACCAGUGAUAUUAUUAGCCGCUAUCAGGCUUCGAGUCCCGAUGAGAAGGCCAUCUUAGAGGGCUGCGCGCGGUUGGGCCUGAUCUUCAAGAGCAUCGAUAACAAUACGUUGCAUUUAAAUCUCCUCAAGCAGGGCAGCAGCGAUGUUCAGGAAUUCCAAUACGAGCGUCUGCAAGUGCUCGAGUUUAGCUCGGAUAGGAAACGCAUGAGCGUCAUUAUGCGCGAUGAGAACGAUGUGCUGUGGCUUUAUAGCAAAGGUGCCGAAACAUCCAUUCUACCCAGAUGCAAAAAGUCAGCACAAAUCACCCAGGUUGAUGAACAGAUCACAGAGUACGCCAAGGAAGGAUUACGCACACUGGCCGUGGCCCGACGAAUGCUGACCGAGAGUGAAUAUGCGGCAUUUGUGUCUGCGUUGAAUAAUGCCAAUAUACAACUGACUAAUCGCAAGGAACUGAUUGAGCAGUGCUAUGAGACUAUUGAAGUGGAACUUGAUCUAUUGGGUGCCACCGCCUUGGAGGAUGCACUGCAGGACAAUGUGGAUCAGACGUUAGUCGCUUUGCAGGAAGCUGGCGUCAAGAUUUGGGUACUAACAGGUGACAAAGUAGAGACUGCUUUCAACAUUGGCAUGGCCUGCAAGCACAUUCCUCCCGCCGCCGAGGUACAUUUUCUCAUCAACCUUACCGAUCCCGCGGAACUGUCCGCUCGACUCAAGCAGAUAGAGAAUAGCCUGAACAGUGAUGGUAAGAAACUGCCCACAGCUCUGGUCAUCGAUGGCAUCACUGUGGCUGCCUUGUUAAUGCAUAUGCCCAAAGAGUUUGCCGACCUGGCGCUUCGAUGCAAGGCGGUACUCUGCUGUCGAUUGAGUCCGCUGCAGAAGAGCGAGAUUGUCAUGCUGAUCAAGAAGUCAGGCAAACACAUCACGGCCGCCAUUGGUGAUGGCGCCAACGAUGUGUCCAUGAUUCAGGAGGCGCACAUUGGCAUCGGCAUUCCGGGUAGAGAGGGCAAACAGGCGGCCAGAAGUGCCGACUACGCCAUUGCCAAGUUUGAUAUGCUGCAGCGUUUACUGCUCGUCCAUGGCCAUUAUAAUACGGAACGUUUGGCAUUCCUCGUGCUCUUCUAUUGCUAUAAGAACAUCAUCAUCACCGGCUGCAUGGCGCUGUUUCAGGUGUAUGAUUUGUUCUCAGCUACCUCAGUAUAUAAUGACUUGUAUCUGUGGCUAUUCGACAUUAUCUACAUAUCGUUCAGUUUCACUUAUUUGGCCAUGUCCGACAAGCACUAUAGUGAGAACACUUUGCUCAGAUUCCCCGGCUUAUACAAGGGAAUAUCUCAUAACCAGCUAACCACUUGGAAAACAUUUAUAAUAUGGAUUUUAAACGGCGCUCUUCAAAUGCUUAUCAUAUUCUACUUUGCCUAUUGGGUUUUGUAUGACAACAACGUCGUUUUUAAGCACGGACAAACGGCGGACUUUUCUACCUUUGGCACGAUGCUGAUCAUGGUGUUGGUUUUAGUGGGCAAUAUUAAGGUGUUUUUGGUAUCGCACUACAUGAGCUAUUUGAAUUUUGCAUUCAUUGUGCUGUCAAUAAUUGCAUUUAUGCUAAGCACUUACCUUUACAAUUUGGGCAGCGGCAAUACGUUGUAUCACGUCUACAACCAAUUCCUGAGCUCUCUUCCAAUGUGGCUUUAUAUUAUAAUCACAACGGUCGCAUGUUUGGUGCCCGAUUUUCUUAUGAAAGCAGUGAAUGAUAUGUUUUUGGAGCCGGCGCUGCGUAAAAAUCGCGAGUCGAAGAAAAGUAAUUUACCGAAAAGCUUAGCAGCCUAAGUUGAACUUGUGUGAAUAAAUAUUUUUUAAAACGA
Drosophila nasuta is the source of this 3461-nucleotide messenger RNA. RefSeq names its product phospholipid-transporting ATPase IF. Gene Ontology annotation, cellular component: endoplasmic reticulum; plasma membrane. The record is from RefSeq and is a predicted model, not a curated record. The coding region runs from base 196 to 3426 and encodes 1076 amino acids. Lineage: Eukaryota; Metazoa; Arthropoda; Insecta; Diptera; Drosophilidae. Gene Ontology annotation, biological process: phospholipid translocation. The transcript is spliced from 8 exons. Gene Ontology annotation, molecular function: magnesium ion binding; ATPase-coupled intramembrane lipid carrier activity; ATP hydrolysis activity.